Molecule: messenger RNA, 1842 nt
Organism: Dreissena polymorpha
Lineage: Eukaryota; Metazoa; Mollusca; Bivalvia; Myida; Dreissenidae
Product: carnosine synthase 1-like
Exons: 13
Coding region: 1-1842 (613 amino acids)
Biological process (GO): carnosine biosynthetic process
Molecular function (GO): carnosine synthase activity; ATP hydrolysis activity
Source: RefSeq, a predicted model, not a curated record
AUGGAUUUGAAUAUUCCCACUGAGGACGCGGACAUCGCGAGCCAUUACCACGCGUUGAAAUACCAUCUGUUCGAGCUUGGGUAUCCCGAGACAGUGGAUCGCACCCGCGCCCCUCGGGCCGCCAAGGACGCGCCCAGAGAGAAGGCGGUGGUGGCCGUGCUACAUCGGACUGGGAAAACCACGUCGAUAUGCCUCGAAGGUGGUCGUCAGGCGCCGGGAACAAUGUACAUGAUCCUGUCGUCGUCGUGGCUCUCCAAGGUCCCCUUUAGUAUCCAACGGGGCCUCUACACCUUAUUCGUUUACAAGGCCGUCACGUUUCACGCCGGCGGCGCGAAUUACCUUGACGAAUUUGAGCCGCCGAGUUCCUAUUUCCUCCAUGACGUCGUCAAUGACCGGCUCUGGUCACGAAGUGUCCUGUAUUCCGUUGGCAUAGCAACGCCCGAGACGCUCGCGUUCUGUUACAAACCGAAACACAGUCUGGUUGCUGUGCCUGCUAAUGCGUCAUCCACGAGCUCAAACUACGAUCUUGUGGAGGCUUACAUUAACCAUCUGAUCGCCGGAAAAACCGAGGACGCGAAGAACCUGUGGGUCGCGCCCAGCGCGGAUUUUGGCGUAAAAUGUCGAGCGAUCGUCUGCAGAGAUUUUGACAACACACCCGUCUGCACGCCGCCGAUCUGCAGCAUGUUUAACAAACACAUCGAUAUCAGAGGUGCUGACACGGUACCAAUGCCCCUCGAAACCGUGCUGAAAACGUUGAACAUUGUCAACGAAACGUGUAUCUGGGAUUUCCAGACUAAUCUGCGCGCGCACGCAGAGACGGCGCUUCAGUCAAUCAUGGACCGCGAGAGCAUCGACUACGUGCUUACGGAGUGUAACGGCAAAGUGACGGCUGUAGCGGUGAAUAUUGACACGCACACGUACAUCGAUGACGCUGCACUGGUCAUGGUGGAUCCGUCCCCAAACCACAGCAACAAGGACUUGAUGCACGUCUUUAUCCACUAUGAUGAUAAAGGCGACCACACGAGCGACAGGCACCACGCGACCGAGAUCGUAAGCCUCCUGAAGCAGCGUGACCUCCAGGUGGACGGCUGCCUUACGGUGCCAUUGGCCGUCAUGGUGCCGGAUAUCCUAUGGACGCGAGGCGCCAGCGUGGAGGGAGCCCUUAACGCUAAAAAGAAAAGUCGAACGCAGUCGACAGUGUAUAAGAAAGAUACACCAGUCUCUCACUGGGUGAAGACCUGCCAGUUUUCCUCGCCCAGCUACCUCAUCCGGGAACCCACCGACAUCGACGUCAUCUGCAACCAGGUGAGCUACCCACUCAUGCUGAAGCUAGAGCACGGAAACAGCGCCAUCGGCGCGACGCUCGUGACGAGCGCCGAGGAGUUAAGGAAGCAAAAUCGCGCCACCAUCGACUGCUUCCGGACGGAGGCCGAACACCCUGGAUGUGGACUGGGGUUCGGGGCGGACACGCUCGUAAUGAAGUACUACGGGGGCACAGAGCAUGACGUAGAUGUGGUCGUCUACGGGAACAAGCUCGUGGGGGCGUUCAUUUCCGACAACGGACCCACUAACUACCCCUCUUUCAGGAAUGAAACUGCUGCCACUAUGCCGUCUGUGCUGCCGCCGGACCGCCAGGCACAGCUGAUUGUGGCUGCAUUCAAGUUCUGCGUAGACAUCGGAACAAUAAAGGCCCAAGAAUACUGCCCUGUGGGACACUGCACACAACCGACCGGAAGUCUGACCUUGCAUCAUUUACGUGAACAGACUGAGUCCUAUCAGACAAAUAUGAGCGGAACCACUCAACCGACUCCACGCCCAUCUCCAGGAGCUUUCGACAAAUGA